CAGGGUUUAGAGGCACUGUAGACCGUAGUGUUCUCAAAAUAAUUUCAAUUCGGAUUUCAAGUUCUUAUUCUGAGGUUUUGGGUUUUGCUGCUUUUGCAACUAGCUCAGUGAUGGCGGCAGCGUCCGUCUCUCCCCACAUUGUAGCAGACUUCUCGUUUCGAUUUUCAUUAAUCAGUUCCCAGUCCUGAGCGAUUCAGGAUUUUCUAGGAGCAUGACCUCCAUUUUGCCAACUUCUACGUCAAACUCAACGGUCUUUUCCUCCGCCAAUCCCAUUCAAUGCCUCUACUUUCCCUCCGAUCUUCCAUUUCGGAGGAAACUAUUUCCCCCACCUGUCAGCUGCCCUAUUUUUCUCCGCAGGAUUAUAUUUCCCAAGAACCCACCUCGUUUGCAUUCUUCCACUGUUCAUAAUGCUACCACUUCAUCCCCCGACGAUGACGAUUCCCACAUCGAGGAAGCCCUAGAUGCUGUUUCAAUGAUUCUUCAAGAGUCUGGGCUUUCAAAGCAGGCAUCGAUUGAAAUCGCUUCCAAAUGCCCAAAAUAUGUGAAGAUGUUGAUGGACAGUGUUCACGAUUUGGACGAACUUUCUCUGUGGAGUCCAUGGAGGAGUAAGGGCGAAACAAAAGAAGAAGAGGAAUCUGAUGGUCUCCUCUCUUUUAGGAAGAAGGUGUAUUACAUGGCGAAGGAAAAGGGUGAUAAGGGUGUGCUUCCUUACUUGGAGAGCAUUGGAUUGAGUUUAUCUUCAUCCAUGCAUGUUGCACGGUAUAUUUCCUCGGAGACACUGCCGAGUCUUAUCUGUAAGGUUAAUUAUAUGAAGGAAAUCUUCUUUUCUGGCAGUGAUGACGGAGGUUUCAUUGGGCGCAAUGCUCGUUGUAUGAUGAUGCACCUGUCUAUCCCUAUUGAUGAGGAUGUGCAGCAAACUUUAUCAUUCUUUGAAAAGAUGGAAGCAAGACGUGGAGGUUUGGAUAUGUUGGUUUCUGAGGAUGCCACUUUCAGAUAUUUGAUUGAAUCAUUUCCACGUCUUCUUAAGCUAUCGCUGGAAUCCCAUAUGAAACCUAUGGUGGAGUUUCUUGAAAAUAUUGGAGUCUGUAGAGGAAGCAUGAGAAAUGUACUUUUAUUAUUCCCACCAAUAUUUUUCUAUGAUAUAGAAGCAGGCAUUAAACUGAGAUUGCAUGCAUUUGGAAAGGUUGGUGCUGUGAAUAAAGAUCUUGGCAGGAUGCUAGUAAAGUACCCCUGGAUUAUUUCAACAAGUAUUCAAGAAAACUAUGAGGAGAUCCUUGCUUUCUUUGAUGUUCAGAAGGUACCAAAAGUCAGUGUGAGUCGUGCAAUUAAAAGCUGGCCGCUCUUUUUAGGUUCUUCAACUAGCAAGCUGAACUUGAUGUUGGAACAGUUUGCUGAAUUAGGCAUUCGAAACAAGAUGGGUCAGGUCAUCGCUACUAGUCCUCAGCUACUGCUACGGAAACCACAUGAAUUUCUCAAGGUAGUUUCAUUUAUGGAAGACCUUGGACUUGAUAGAGAAACUGUGGGGAGGAUACUUGGUCGCUGUCCCGAAAUUUUUGCUACCAACAUUGAGAAAACCCUCAGGAAGAAACUUGAAUUUCUUACUCGUAUUGGUGUGUCUGAAGAUCACUUUCCUCGGGUUAUUAGAAAGUAUCCGGAACUUUUUGUUUCUGAUGUUGACAGGAGCUUACAUCCUCGAAUGAACUAUUUACUGGAGGCUGGUCUUUCAAAGAGGGAUAUUGCAUUCAUGGUUCGUAGAUUUUCUCCUUUACUAGGGUACAGCAUUGACGAGGUUUUUAGACCAAAGCUGGAAUUCCUUGUGAAUACCAUGGAGAAGCCGGUGAGGGAGCUGGUGGACUAUCCUAGGUAUUUCAGCUACUCAUUGGAAAAGAAGAUCAUGCCCAGAUUCUGGGUGCUAAAAGGAAGGAAUAUUGAUUGUAGUUUAAAAGAAAUGCUGAGUAAAAAUGAUGAGGAAUUUGCUGCUGAAUUUAUGGGUGUUGGAAGGAUGCUUGUUCCACCUGCUUAACCUUUUCAUCAGUGAAUAGUCUCGUGUCUUUUGCACGUGCUUAUUGUGUGUAGAUAUUAUGUCACUUUAAAGGGAGCUUUGGUCGGGGAUGGGUAAGCGGCAUGAAAUGGUAGCAUUCUUGACACAAUAUGAAGCGAGAAAAGAAAAUAUAGAAAAUAUUUUGAGCCAGAA
Messenger RNA from Malania oleifera, 2194 nucleotides. Its product is annotated as transcription termination factor MTERF2, chloroplastic. The record is from RefSeq and is a predicted model, not a curated record. The transcript has 7 exons. NCBI's taxonomy places the organism in Eukaryota, Viridiplantae, Streptophyta, Magnoliopsida, Santalales, Ximeniaceae. Gene Ontology annotation, molecular function: double-stranded DNA binding. Gene Ontology annotation, biological process: regulation of DNA-templated transcription. Bases 212 to 2023 code for a protein of 603 amino acids.